AUGUCUAACAUUGAGCUUGGUGUGCAAACGGAGAAGGCCUUCCAGAAGCAGCCCCUUUUCCUUAACCGCAAGGCUACCCGCCAAGUUACCCGCGAGCGCCGGUGGUACAAGGACGUCGGUCUCGGCUUCAAGACCCCCAACGCGGCUGUGAAUGGUACUUACAUCGACAAGAAGUGCCCUUGGACUGGCCUUGUAUCUAUCCGUGGCCGUAUUCUCAGCGGCAAGGUCGUUUCUACGAAAAUGACCCGCACGGUGGUUAUCCGCCGUGAGUACUUGCACUACGUGCCCAAGUACAACCGUUACGAGCGCCGCCACAAGAACCUGUCUGUGCACGUCUCCCCUGCUUUCCGUGUGGAGAUUGGUGACAUCCUUGUGUGUGGCCAGUGCCGCCCUCUUUCCAAGACUGUGCGUUUCAACGCGCUCAAGGUUAUCAAGAACAAGAGCACUGAGCGAGCCAAAGCGUUCAACCGCUUCUAA
Malassezia vespertilionis is the source of this 477-nucleotide messenger RNA. It is a transcript of the gene RPS11A, whose product is annotated as ribosomal 40S subunit protein S11A. Gene Ontology annotation, biological process: translation. The coding region runs from base 1 to 477 and encodes 158 amino acids. Gene Ontology annotation, cellular component: cytosolic small ribosomal subunit; ribosome. NCBI's taxonomy places the organism in Eukaryota, Fungi, Basidiomycota, Malasseziomycetes, Malasseziales, Malasseziaceae. The record is from RefSeq and is a predicted model, not a curated record. Gene Ontology annotation, molecular function: structural constituent of ribosome. The transcript is spliced from 3 exons.